AUGACCGUUCCUACCGAUGACAUGGAGAAGCUGCACCUCGAAGAAAGCUCCGAGGGGGAUUUCUGGAAUAUGUCCUCGAAACAGCGUCCAAAGCACAGCUCCGGAAAAUUCGCGGAAGAUGCUUCUUCGAACCAAGGUAUCCCGUCCUCUGAAGAAAGAGAGGUCGCUCUACGCGCCGAAUUGCAAAUGCUUCGCAACAUCAACAACGUGAUUGAAGGCACCAUCGACAGUUUAGAACGUGCCAAAGAUAAUAUGGGGAAUGUCUCCCGUACCGUUGAUUCAGCUUCCACCCUUCUCGAUACGUGGACGCGAGUCCUUUCGCAGACAGAACAUAACCAGAGACUGAUCCUGAACCCUUCUUGGCAAGGCGCAACGCAGGACAUCGCGAAGAUGGAGAACGAGGCUGCAUUAAAACAGCAGGCGGCCGAACGACGCGAAUUGGAACAGCAGCAACGAAAGGAAGCCUUGGCUCGAAAGGCCGCAGAGGAGGAACGUAAGAAGGCAGAAGCAGCAGCUGCAACGUCUCGAGGGCUACGGGGAGCAUCCUCAAGAGGGAGGACACGGGUUGCGGGACGCAACCCAUCUAUUUCCAGCACCGCGCAGACGGGGCAAACUAGUUUACGAAAUCAAAGUAGAGGCACUGCAGACGCGGCGCCAAGCUCGGUCCGCGCUUCAGGUCCGCCAAACGCAGAUCAUAACACCCAUAUCACCAUACUCCCUACUCCGCCAGGAGUUCUUCGUAUCUCGCUACUAUCGUCCAUGGGCAGAUAA
This is a messenger RNA of Uncinocarpus reesii 1704, 771 nucleotides long. RefSeq lists its product as uncharacterized. The record is from RefSeq and is a predicted model, not a curated record. Gene Ontology annotation, cellular component: mitotic spindle; DASH complex. Gene Ontology annotation, biological process: mitotic cell cycle. Lineage: Eukaryota; Fungi; Ascomycota; Eurotiomycetes; Onygenales; Onygenaceae. The coding region runs from base 1 to 771 and encodes 256 amino acids. The transcript has 3 exons.